Messenger RNA from Gastrolobium bilobum, 2891 nucleotides. RefSeq names its product phospholipid:diacylglycerol acyltransferase 1-like. Bases 384 to 2441 code for a protein of 685 amino acids. The transcript is spliced from 6 exons. Gene Ontology annotation, biological process: lipid metabolic process. The record is from RefSeq and is a predicted model, not a curated record. Gene Ontology annotation, cellular component: cytoplasm. Lineage: Eukaryota; Viridiplantae; Streptophyta; Magnoliopsida; Fabales; Fabaceae.
AGAAUAAAAAAAAAAAAAAGGCUUCAAGAUCACUUUCCGUUGAGUGAUUUAGGGAUACUCUAAAUAGUAAUCAUGAUACUUUGAUGUCCACUUUAAUCUUCAGCAGAAUCCCUUUCCCACUAAACUUUGAAAAAGAAACCGUUUUUUUUUUCCUUUUUUUUUUCUCUGAGCUUACCGAGCUACCCAAUGAGAUUCUAAAUCAAAGGUUUUUCAUUUUCGCACAAAUAUUCAAUUUUUAUGAAAAAUAACGUCACCCCAUCCGUUUAUAUGGGGCAAAAGUGAACGAAAUAUUACCGACAAAAAAAAAAAGGUGAGAAAAAAGUGAUAAUUUUUCUCGAGAAAAUAGAAAAUCUGGGUUUGAAGCAAGUGGCGUUAUUAGUAACAUGUCUCUGAUGCGAAGGAGAAGAGGGUCGGAUAUCGAUAAGGAUCAGACUCAGAGUUCGGAACCGAAGGUUCAGGUUAAAGGGGAGAAGAUAGAAGAAGAGGAAGAAGAUGAUAAGAAGAAGAAGGAGAAGGUGACGGUGAAGAAGAGCAAGUGGUCGUGUAUCGAUAGCUGUUGUUGGUUCGUGGGGUGCAUUUGCACGCUGUGGUGGUUUUUGCUGUUUCUGUAUAAGGUGAUGCCAGCUUCGUUUCCUCAGUAUGUGACAGAGGCCAUAACCGGGCCCAUGCCGGACCCGCCGGGCCUUAAACUCAAGAAGGAGGGGCUCACGGUGAAGCACCCGGUGGUUUUUGUGCCCGGGAUCGUCACCGGUGGGCUUGAACUCUGGGAGGGCCAUCAAUGUGCUGAGGGAUUGUUUAGGAAAAGAUUGUGGGGUGGUACCUUUGGAGAUGUCUACAAAAGACCUUCAUGCUGGGUGGAGCACAUGUCACUGGACAAUGAAACAGGAUUGGAUCCACCUGGCAUAAGAAUCAGGCCUGUCUCUGGACUUGUAGCUGCUGAUUACUUUGCUGCAGGAUACUUCGUGUGGGCAGUCCUAAUUGCUAACUUGGCGCGCAUUGGUUAUGAAGAAAAAACUAUGUACAUGGCUGCAUAUGAUUGGAGAAUAUCAUUUCAGAACACUGAGGUGCGGGAUCAAACACUAAGUCGGAUAAAAAGCAACAUAGAACUAAUGGUUGCUACUAAUGGUGGGAAUAAGGCAGUUAUUAUUCCACAUUCAAUGGGUGCCUUGUACUUUCUUCAUUUUAUGAAAUGGGUUGAAGCACCAGCUCCAAUGGGUGGUGGGGGAGGGCCAGAUUGGUGUUCCAAAUAUAUAAAGGCAGUUGUAAACAUUGGUGGACCAUUUUUAGGUGUUCCCAAGGCUAUAUCAGGGCUUUUCUCAGCUGAAGCCAGGGAUAUUGCUGUUGCCAGGGCAAUAGCACCGGGAUUUUUAGAUAAUGAUCUGUUCCGCCUUCAAACCUUGCAACAUGUGAUGAGGAUGACACGCACUUGGGACUCAACGAUGUCAAUGAUACCAAGAGGAGGGGACACUAUAUGGGGUGGUCUUGAUUGGUCACCUGAGGAAGGCUAUAUCCCUAACAAGAAAAAGCAAAGCACUAACAGUACUCAGUUGACAGGCCAAGAGACAAAUAAAACAAAUGUUGCCAAUUAUGGAAGAAUGAUAUCAUUUGGUAGAGAUGUGGCAGAGGCACAUUCCUCUGAGAUUGAGAUGAUUGACUUCAGGGUGAGCAUAUUUUUAACAUUGAAUCUUGAAAUUGCUGAUGCCAUUAAGGGUCACAAUAUUGCAAAUACCUCUUGUCGUGAUGUGUGGACUGAAUACCAUGACAUGGGAGUUGAGGGAGUAAGAGCUGUUGCCGAGCAUAAAGUUUACACAGCUGACUCAAUCAUAGACCUCUUUCAUUUUGUUGCUCCAAAAAUGAUGGCUCGUGGUAGUGCUCAUUUCUCUUAUGGAAUUGCUGACAAUUUGGAUGAUCCAAAAUAUGAACACUACAAAUAUUGGUCAAACCCCUUGGAAACAAAAUUACCAAAUGCUCCUGAUAUGGAAAUCUUCUCUAUGUAUGGAGUAGGCUUACCAACUGAAAGAGCUUAUAUUUACAAGUUAUCUCCCUAUGCUGAGUGCUACAUUCCUUUUGAAAUUGAUAGUACAGCAGAUGGUGGUGAUGAAGAUAGCUGUCUGAAGGGUGGAGUGUACACUGUUGAUGGGGAUGAGACUGUGCCAGUUCUAAGUUCAGGAUUCAUGUGUGCUAAAGCUUGGCGUGGGAAGACAAGAUUCAACCCUUCUGGGAUCCGCACUUACCUUAGAGAAUAUGAUCAUUCUCCUCCAGCAAACUUGCUGGAAGGCCGGGGUACACAAAGUGGUGCUCAUGUUGACAUAAUGGGAAAUUUUGCAUUGAUUGAGGAUGUUAUAAGGGUGGCAGCUGGUGCCAAAGGUGAAGAUCUAGGGGGUGAUACGGUGUAUUCUGAUAUCCUUAAAUGGUCUGAGAAAAUCAAGUUACCUCUGUGAAUGAAGGCACAAUGCACUUACCAGUCCUCCACUUCUCUGAAACCCCCCAAAAGGAUAUAAUAAUACAAUUUUUGGCAGUGUUAUUUCACUGCUACCAAAGCUUUAUAUGAUGCAUCCAGAAUUUCUGGUUCUGCUGAUCAAAUUCUGAUUCAGUGAAGUGAUGAAUUAUGCAAAUUGGUUUAAUUAAAAGAGCAUGUACUGAAGAGGGGGGCUUGGUUAAGUAAAGCUCAGCUGUUUAUGUUGUUGCUGGGGUACAACUUAAAGCAUCAAGUUGUGGUUUCAUUGUAUCAUCAUAUUUUUCCUUAGUACCUUUUCCCCCUGAUACAAGUCAUUCUUUAUUUAAUGACUCCAUAGUCUGUAACCAGAAAAGCUCUGAGAAAAUGGCAACAGGAGUCAACAAUAUGUAUGAAUUAACUUAUUCUAUUUUAAAUUAAAACUUAUAAUCCAAGG